Helianthus annuus (common sunflower) is the source of this 1425-nucleotide messenger RNA. RefSeq lists its product as uncharacterized. The coding region runs from base 460 to 1425 and encodes 321 amino acids. The transcript has 2 exons. The record is from RefSeq and is a predicted model, not a curated record. Lineage: Eukaryota; Viridiplantae; Streptophyta; Magnoliopsida; Asterales; Asteraceae.
GUGUUGCCUUUUUUUCACCCCAUUCCAACGGUAAUAUUACCGUUAAAUGUAAAAAAAAAUGUUUUUUAAAUAUUACCCUAUAAAUACUACUCACACAUUUUAAAAAAAUACACCAUACUCUCUCAAUCUACUCUACAUAUUGUUAAACAUUUUGAAAAAUAUGGAAGGCUCAAAGAAGGGUGAAGGCAAGAAGAAAAUGGUAGGGUCCGGUUCAAAGUCGAGGCCUCAAGAUAAACGUGGUUCAGGUGGUACUAGUGUCCCGUUUAAUCCGCAACUUGGGUUUGCGAAUCAAACCCAACCUCCAUUUUAUUUUAACCAACCCAUGCAUCAACCUUUCGGUUAUGAUACCCAACCCACCCAAAAUUGGAUGCAAUACGGUCCGAGGAUGACUCAAGCCGGUUAUUAUGAUUACUCCCAAGAAGCGCAAAAUGCUUUUGACCCGUUUGCUUUUCAAAACCAAUGUCACAAUCACCGAGAGACGAACAAGAUGACGCCGAUGAGGAGUUCGUGCUGGAAACCCAAGAACAAGAGUUAGAUGAUGAUGAUGAUGAUGAAGAUGUUGCGGAUGAACCGGAAAGAAAAGGAAAAGCCAAACGGGAAAGUUGGUCGCCUAGACAAGAAGAGGCGUUGGCAAAGGCUUUUGUUCAUUGCACUUUGAAUAAAAGGAAAUGCAAUCAACAAAAGAAGGAUGGCUUUUGGAAGAAAGUUCUAAACCACUUUAACGAAACGGUCGGAGGAAGUAAUCGAACCCACCACCAAGUUCGCUCAAAAUGGAUGACGAUGCAAACAAAAAUUAACACAUUCAACGGUCUAUAUCAUCAAGCGGAUCGUUUACGUCCUAGCGGGAGUGACGACGCAUAUGUAAUGAAACAAGCGUUAAAGGAUUACAAAAGCAAAGAAAAAAUUGAGUUCGCUCAUGUUGCGGCUUGGGAGGUUGUUAGAACAAAUCAAAAGUGGUCGCCGGUACCUUUGUUGAAUGAAGAAAGCUCCGGUUCGGGUCUAAAAAGAAAGUCUUCGGAUUCGGGAAAUUAUACUCGAGGAUCACCGAAUGUCGAAAUCUCAAGCGGAUUCGAUAUUCCCGACAUAAACGAGGAUCCUUCACCACCACCACCAAGACGACAAACGAGAAAGGAGAAAAAGGACAAAGGGCCGUCUUCAAAAAACGAAGAUCCAAGAGAUAUAACACACAAAUUCGAAGAGUACAAGGCCAUGAAAAAAGAGAUAAUGGAAAUUAAACGUGUACGAGAAGAAAAAUAUUUGACCUUGGCGGAUGAGCAACGAGAGGCGUUGCGACAAACAAUGUUCGACAAGGACUUUGAGACGUAUAAUCGGCCUACCGACAAUGUUCACCCGAAGAUGUUGGAAAUCGCACUCGCUAGAAAACGUGAGAUCGCAAAAAAAUAUGGAUGGCCUUGUGAUUUUUAG